AUGCCGUCGCCAUCGCCGGCACGAGGGCGCUUUCGCUCGCGAUCGCGGUCGCCCAAGCCCAACAAGGACCACAGCGCCCGGUCGCGGUCGCCCUCUCGAUCGCGCAGCCGAUCGCGCUCGUCGGCGCGCAACGGUGGUGGCGGGGGAGGGCGCGGCCGAAGUUACAGCCGGAGCAGGAGCCGCAGCUACAGCCGCAGCCGUAGCUACAGCCGCGGGCGCAGCUACUCCAGGAGCCCGAGUCGUCGCAGCGACAGUCGCAGCUGGAGCCGCAGCCGCAGAGGCAGCGAGGGCCCCUUGGCCAAGAGCACAAAGAUUGUCGUGGAGCGUUUGACAAAGACAAUCAACGAGAACCACCUGUACGAGAUCUUCGGCAUGUUUGGCCGCAUCAAGGACCUCGAUCUCCCAGUGAACCGAGCCUUCAACACGAAUCGAGGCACCGCGUACAUUUUGUAUGACCGCGAGGCCGACGCCGAAGCCGCCAUUGCCAACAUGCAUGAGGCCCAAGUCGACGGCGCCACGAUCCACGUGUCCAUCGUGCUACCACGACGCAAGCUCUCCCCAGCGCCGCCGACAGCCCGGCGCGGCGCGAACAUUGACCCCCGCGUGCCGUUCGCGGCUGGCGGGCGCGGAGGAGGCGGUGGUGGUGGUGGCGGUGGUGGCGGCCGACGUCGUCGAGGCGGCCCGCCUACCUCCCCGGGAGGCGGUAGCAAAUUCGGACCUCGCUCGGAUGUCUAUCGACCCGGCGGCGGUGGCGCCGGCGGCUCGUCGCGUUCCCGGUCACCGCCGCCUCCACGGGGCAACGGUGGAGGAGGCAGAUACAGGAGCCGCUCGCGCGCCUCGUACUCUUCGCGGUCACGCUCGCCGCCGCACAGAAAAGGUGGCGGCGGCGGCGGCGGCGGCGGCGGCUACGGUCGUCGCAGUCGCAGCGUAGACAGCCGCGAUGGCCGCGGUCGAGGCGGAUACUGA
Molecule: messenger RNA, 966 nt
Organism: Cordyceps fumosorosea ARSEF 2679
Lineage: Eukaryota; Fungi; Ascomycota; Sordariomycetes; Hypocreales; Cordycipitaceae
Product: Nucleotide-binding, alpha-beta plait
Exons: 3
Coding region: 1-966 (321 amino acids)
Biological process (GO): mRNA splicing, via spliceosome
Cellular component (GO): nucleoplasm; cytoplasm; ASAP complex
Molecular function (GO): RNA binding
Source: RefSeq, a predicted model, not a curated record